AAGAAUCAAGCCCAGCUGCACAAAAAACAAAAGCUCUCUCCUUCUGCUUCUCGCCUCUCUGUUUUCUUUCGACCAAGUCGAGCAAUUAUUUGCUCUCCGGCGCCGGCAGCUCCCCGGAGCUAGCAGCCGCCACCGACCCACCUCGGGUCAGAGUUAUACUUUCUUGAUUGUGUCUCGAACGGAGACGGAGAGGAGAAAAAGAAUUCUGGGAAUUCUUUUGCUUCUCCUAUAUCAUAUUUGUAAAAUAGCAAUUGGUGGGCUGGUAAAGAGGGAAUAGAGAUUAGAUAAUUAGGGAUGAAUAAAUUAUUGAAUAAAGUACGGAACUUGGAUGCUUACCCGAAGAUCAAUGAGGAUUUUUUCAGCCGUACGCUCUCCGGUGGUGUUAUCACUCUUGUUUCCUCCAUCGUUAUGCUCUUGCUCUUCAUCUCCGAGCUCAGGCUAUAUCUCCAUACUGUUACAGAAACCAAGCUUGUAGUGGACACUUCAAGGGGAGGAAAACUACAUAUCAAUUUUGAUGUCACUUUUCCUGCCAUUCGGUGUUCAUUACUUAGUCUUGAUGCCAUGGAUAUCAGUGGGGAGGAACAUCUGGACAUAAGACAUGACAUAUUCAAGAAGAGAAUCGAUUCUUAUGGUAAUGUGAUUGAAGUCAGACAGGAUAAAAUUGGUGCUCCUAAGGUUGAGAAGCCUUUACAAAGACAUGGUGGCCGGCUAGAGCACAAUGAGACCUAUUGCGGUUCAUGUUAUGGAGCAGAACUGUCAGAUGAUGAUUGUUGUAAUUCAUGUGAAGAAGUUCGUGAGGCUUACCGUAAAAAAGGUUGGGGGUUGACAAAUGUGGAUUUGAUCGACCAGUGCAGAAGAGAAGGUUUUAUUCAACAGAUUAAAGAUGAAGAAGGUGAAGGAUGCAAUAUUCAUGGAUCUUUGGAGGUUAAUAGAGUGGCUGGAAAUUUUCAUUUUACCCUUGGUAAAAGCUUUCAUCAGUCAAAUGUUCAUGUGCAUGAUUUGCUGGCUUUAUCUACAGAGAGUUAUAAUAUAAGCCACAAAAUUAAUAAGCUAGCCUUUGGAGAUUCUAUUCCUGGAGUCGUAAACCCACUAGAUGGAGUGCACUGGGAGCAUGAAACACCAAAUGGAAUGCAUCAGUAUUUUAUUAAGGUGGUUCCCACUAUAUAUACUGAUAUUAGAGGCCGUAGUAUUGAGUCAAAUCAGUUCUCGGUGACAGAGCAUUUUAAGAGCUCAGAAGCGGGUCAUUCUCGUACACUUCCUGGGGUUUUCUUCUUUUAUGACCUUUCUCCUAUUAAGGUGACAUACAAGGAGGAUCAUGCAUCUUUCUUACACUUCAUGACCCAUAUUUGUGCAAUUGUUGGAGGUAUCUUCACAAUUGCUGGAAUAGUAGAUGCAUUGAUUUACCAUGGUCAAAAGGCAUUGAAGAAAAAGAUGGAAAUCGGAAAAUUCAGCUAAUGUGGUUUCAUUGUGCGAUACUGCUUCAUUUUCAUUUGAUAGGUUUGACUAAGCUAUGCGUUCAAAUGUGAAGCAGUUGGGCGAAUUUUUGCCCCUUGACGAGUCUCUUUAGUGCUGAACUUUUCUGUUCUAUCUGAUGACAGUCACAGGUGAAAACCUAAGCACCAAGCAAGCCAAUACUACGUUGAUAUGAUAUCCAUCUUCUUUUUUGUUGGCUCAAUUUAGUGAGUUCUGAUUGAUUCUUGGAUUGACUCGUGAUGUUUAGUGUGCAGUAAGAUUCCAAGUUUUCAUGUCUACAAGGUUGCUGGAUGGCCUCUGUCAUUUGAGAACUGGGGGACUGUUUUAGACUGAAUGUACUUUCAUAGACAAUCCCUGUCUGAUGGCUAAAGUUGCAUUUUGUUCUGAUUCAUUUAUCAAAAGAAAGGAAGGAAAUUAGCCCUUUAGUUUUAGUAUAUAAAUUUCAGUUUAAUA
This is a messenger RNA of Coffea eugenioides, 1926 nucleotides long. RefSeq names its product endoplasmic reticulum-Golgi intermediate compartment protein 3-like. NCBI's taxonomy places the organism in Eukaryota, Viridiplantae, Streptophyta, Magnoliopsida, Gentianales, Rubiaceae. The record is from RefSeq and is a predicted model, not a curated record. Bases 295 to 1455 code for a protein of 386 amino acids. The transcript has 13 exons. Gene Ontology annotation, cellular component: COPII-coated ER to Golgi transport vesicle; endoplasmic reticulum.